AUGGCUCUAAAUAUGAACGACAAAGAAUCUUUGAUGUUACAAAUUAUUCCUGAGAUUGAUUUCAACCUCACAACCAAUGGAAUUACACUAACUAGCGAAAGAAUUUCCACCCCUCGAUUUAUUCCUUUUGAACAUGGUGGCCGCUGUCGAGAGUGUAAAAGCACUGAAGUUGAAUUAGAUUUUAUUGUUACAAAAGAAGGGGUAACAAUCUAUUGUACUCGUUUAUCGAUACCUCGCUUCGUGCCUUUUGACUGUAUUUAUGACUUACCAGGGCAUUGUUUCUUCAAGAUCAAAAAUAAAGGCCGCGUUUUGAAUAUCCCAUAUGGCUCUAAAAACGUUUGCCCAAUUAAAAAUUCAAAUUGUCUAAAGCGUGACGCUAUUGACCAGUUACCUCUUCCAACACCGCCACCACCCCCUCUUUCUACAAAACAGGAAUCACCUCCUCUUGGACCUCAACAGGAAUUAAUCACCCCACCACUUGCAUCCCCACAACAGGAAUUAUUCACCCCACCACUUGCAUCCCCACAACAGGAGGUAUUCACCCCACCACUUGCAUCCCCACAAGAGCCACUUUUAACAUUAUCACCAAUCGAAGAACUUAAAGAAAAUGAGGAUUCAACCCUGUUAGAGUUUUAUGACUCUAUGCAGGCUGUUACAAUGGGUAUGAUUUCAACAGAAAAUGAGGUUAAGAACGAAGUAGUAAACAAUCCAGAAGAUACAAAAUUACAGCCUCCUCUUUAA
Molecule: messenger RNA, 741 nt
Organism: Meloidogyne enterolobii
Lineage: Eukaryota; Metazoa; Nematoda; Chromadorea; Rhabditida; Meloidogynidae
Source: the annotation of a GenBank genome assembly